This is a messenger RNA of Effrenium voratum, 1894 nucleotides long. The record is from the annotation of a GenBank genome assembly. Lineage: Eukaryota; Dinophyceae; Suessiales; Symbiodiniaceae.
GCAGCUUUGCUCGGAAUCGAGAUUUUUCUCUCCAUGCGGUAGCAUGCACGGACAUGGAGGCAGCCUGCAGAACCACGGCUCAUUCAGCGCAGGCGGCGCCUGGCCUCCGCAGAGCCCACAGGUUGGCGUGGCUGCGCCACAGGACAACGAGCUGGCCAAUAAGGCGGCGGAGGUCACGGUACUGCGGAGCCGACUGCAGCACUUUGAGAAGGAGAACACGCGCCUGCAGAACGACCCGAGGCUCAACAUCAGCUCGGCGCCAUGUUGCGCAGUUUUUUUUCUCGGACCCGAGGAGCUGGCCUGUGCCAAGGAGGCUCCGGACAAGAAGCGCGCGGAGCGGCAAGAGCGGCAGGAGCUGGAACGAGUCAGCGGGGAGCUUCAGUAUGCUCGACAAGACCUGCUGAGCUCGGAAGAGGAGCGGAAGCGGAUGCGGCUCACGCUGGAGACCAUGCAGAAGGAGAUGAUUGCGCUUCGAAAGGAACAGCCUGAGAGAGGUCCAAUAGCGCCGGCGGCGGCGCCAGCUGCGCCCACGGCGCCGGCAGUGGCGACGGCAGCGCCGCCCACGCCGCGGGUCCCGGCGCCGGCGCCUGCCGAAGCUCGGAGGCCGAAGGAGCCGCCCGUAGAACGUCGCCUGAAGCACGAAACAUCCUUUGCUGACGAGUCGGUGCAAGCCAAGCGCAGCCUUUUGCUGGAGGCGCUGGCGCGCUGGGAAGUUCUCGCGCCCGAGGGCCCCUGGCUGCAGCUGCGGGCCGCCCUCGCCGCGAACGCCGCGGCCUCCGCCGCGAACGCCUUCGCGGCCUUGGCGCAGUGCGGCGGCUGGGCGGCGCGGAGCGCCGCAGCCCAGGCUGCGCGAGCCUGGGCGCUGGAGACGGAGCGCUUGGGAGAGCUCUGCUUGGCCGAGCGUCAGACGCUGCCUGCGGCGCUGUGCGGAUUGCUGCAGAAAGCUGUGCUGGAGCCAGAGGAGGAUGAGCAUUGUGAGAAUUGCGCUAGCGAGACCAUGGCGGCCUUGUGCGAGGUCGCGGCCAAGCUGCGGCCGGCGGAGCGGCCGGCGCUGCGGCCGGCGCUCGCGGCGCCCGGCGCCCUCUGCGCGCUGCUUUGCGAGGAAGUGGGCCCAGACAGCCUGCACUUGCCGUGCUUGAGCUUCUUGCAGACGUGCAUGGCUUGUCCGGAGCUCUUCGCUUUGGCGCACCAGGCCCCGGAGGAGAAUCUGCUGCUGGCCGCCGCGGAGCUGCUGGUGGUCCCUUCCAGGGACAGCGAGGUCGACAGCUUGGAGCGGCAGCAGUGCAGAGUAGCUGCCCUGCGUCUUUUCGUCCAAUGUCUUGCAACAGCACCCAGCCCGGACGCCAUCCUGCAGCUGCGGGGCGAUGGCUGCGACACCGUGCUGCAGCGCUUGGUGCUGCUGGGCCACCACGAGCUGAUGUGCCUCACGCUCGCCUCGAACCCCUGGCACAGCUUCCAGCUGGAGGCCUCCUGCACGCUGCGGCGCCAGGCAGCAGAGACGUCCUUGCUGCUGCUCUCGAGCUUCGCUUGGCGCAGCGUGCCGGAGGCGCCCAGCUUGCCGCCGGCCGAGUACCAGCAACUUCGGCUGCGCGCGUUGGCGCUUCUGGGCAGGACACGAAUUCUGCUGCCAUCCAUCAUUGACCUGGUGGCCUCUCGUGCGUCCGAGCCGGAGUACCACGCGCUCUUGGGCAGUGCCUCCCUGCUUCGUCUCCUGGAUGAUCCCGAGGAUUCCAAGGGAAGCGUGGCGGCCCGGUGACCGCCGCGACAGGGAAAGCUGCGACACACUGGCACCGCAGUGUGCUCGCAGAUGGGACUGAUGGACACAUUGCGGUUGGGGGGUUGGGCCGUUGUACAGCCUGGAGUGUCUAGGUGAAGCAAAAAGGCAGGAGAGAGA